Messenger RNA from Drechmeria coniospora, 1422 nucleotides. RefSeq names its product vacuolar membrane protein. The coding region runs from base 1 to 1422 and encodes 473 amino acids. The transcript has 3 exons. Gene Ontology annotation, cellular component: membrane. The record is from RefSeq and is a predicted model, not a curated record. Gene Ontology annotation, biological process: regulation of peptide transport. Lineage: Eukaryota; Fungi; Ascomycota; Sordariomycetes; Hypocreales; Ophiocordycipitaceae.
AUGGCGUCGCCCGGGUUGAGGCGCCUCAGCGAGGCCACCGCCUCCGAGAUGAGCAACGCACCUACGGCGGAGAGGCGACGGCUGUCCGCCGAUGCGGCCGAACUUGCUGUGUCGAUAGGCUCCCUCCUUCCGCCGCGGUCAAUGGCCGAGAAGCGUGGCUUUCGAGACAGCAUCGGCCUCGGCGGCGUCGGCCGGAGGACGCUGGGCAUCUGUCUCCUGCUCGUGACGGUAUUCUUGUGGACACUGUCCAACUUUCUGGCGAGCUUCAUCUUUUCCGACCACACCUACAACAAGCCAUUCUUUCUCGUCUACGUCAACACGUCCGUCUUUGCGUUGUCCUUGAUACCCAUGUUUGUCAAGUACCUGCUCAGCAAUGGAGUUCGGGGACUGCGCAGCGACCUGAUGCAUAUUUGGCGCACCCAGAGGCCCGGGGGCUCGCACACGAAGCUGCCCGCGGAUGACGGCGACGACGACGACACGACGGGAGAGCGCUUGCUGGUGGAGGAAGAUGGAGGCCUCGAGUCGUCGGUGGAUGGACGCGAGGAAAAACUCAGCUUCCGCGAGACGGCCGUUUUGAGUCUCGAGUUCUGCAUGCUGUGGUUCAUCGCCAACUACUUUGCCUCGGCCUGCCUCGAGUACACGAGCGUCGCGAGCGUGACGAUCCUGACGUCGACAAGCAGCGUCUGGACCCUCAUCUUCUGCGCCCUUUUUCGCGUCGAGCCCUUUUCCCUGCGAAAGCUCGUCGGCGUCAUGGCGUCGCUCGUCGGCAUCGUCCUCAUCUCCACCGUCGACCUGUCCGGCGAGAGCGACGAGAACAGGGGCUCCUUUCCGCACAAGACGCCGGGCCAGAUUGCCAUCGGUGACUCCAUGGCUUUCUUCAGCGCCGUCGUCUACGGUCUGUACGUGACGGUGAUGAAGAGGAGGGUGGGGAACGAGGACAAGGUGGACAUGCGCCUGUUCUUCGGCCUCGUUGGCGUCUUCAACCUCGUCUUCCUGUGGCCCCUUUUCAUCAUCCUACACUGGACAAAGAUCGAGCCGGUAGGUCACCCCACGAGGCGUGCCAGCUUCCUUGGUGCUGACGGGGCUGCCAUUCUCCAGUUCGAAAUGCCGCCAACAGGCAAGGUGUGGAUGGUCAUCAUUAUUAAUUCUUUGGCUUCGUUCAUCAGCGACAUGUCAUGGGCAUUUGCCAUGCUGUUGACAACCCCGCUGGUGGUGACGGUCGGAUUGUCCCUGACGAUACCCCUGUCGCUGGUGGGUGAGAUGAUCCAGUACGGGCAGUACUCGAGCUUUGUGUACUGGAUCGGUGCCGCCGUGGUGUUUGUGUCCUUUGUUUUCAUCAACAAGGAGAGCCACGAGGAAGGGGAUGGCAAGGCGGGGGGUGGAGAGCAGGAUGACUCCUCCGAUUCGGCCAUGCCGGCAUAG